AUGAAAAGUUCUCGAUGGCUACAGAUUCCGUUCCUUGGCGGGACUGGCAGGAAAGUCCGUAAUGGACUGAAUCCUCGAGAUGUGCAGUCAAAGAAGAAGGACCACGAUGAGCAUGCGGGCCGGGUGGUUGGUGGUACAUUGUCAAGCAGUGGUCCUCUCACCGAGGAGCAGAGCCAUGGGACCAAUCUGAGCGAGCAGAAGACUGAAGGCGAUGGCAAUUUCACCGAGGAAGAAACUCGCGUUCGAUUCGCCAAGAAUGAUGCCGAAGAUAUUGUACAAGACUAUAAUGCUCCCAUCCGGUGGUGGGUAGUUGCAACACUGUUCCCACUAGUUGCAGGCACCUUCGGACCAAUGGCCUCAGCCUUCAACAUCUGCGCCGUCGCCGUCCCAUGGCGAGUCAUCGUCUCUCCGAUUUCUACCCAAGCAGAAGGUCCUCAUAUCCCGGACCCCAACUGGCUGAUAGGGAUUAAUGCUCUAUCCAUUGCUAUCGCCAUUACAGCCAAUCUUGCUCUCAUGUCGCACAUGACCAAACACGUACGAUUCAACGUCUCGGCGCCCAUUACGAUAAUCGGCUGGUUCAUCUCCGGCGUGAUCGAUAUUGCGAUUGUGGCUGCGGCGCCUGCUCAUGUGCCAUUGCCAACGACUGGCUACGGCACUGCGACAUGGUCGCAGGCUUAUUACUAUGCUAUCUUCUCCGGUUUCAUAUAUAUCUCGUUGUCCUUCAUGCUCGCUUUUACAGCAUACUCGUUAUGGCACAAGCAAAUAAGUGGUUCAUUUAAGCUUACUUUAGCUCAGCGUAGCUUGAUGGUCCAUACGACGUUGUUCAUGGGAUAUAUACUGGGUACAGCAGCGAUAUAUCGUCAAAUCGAAGGCUGGCUCUACUUGGACUGUGUGUACUUUGCAGUUGUGACGCUCUUUACCAUUGGCUUUGGAGAUUUCGCGCCUGAAACAACCGUAGGUAGAGGUUUGUUUCUACCUUUUGCUCUGGGCGGGAUCGUCUUUGUGGGUCUGAUCAUUGCAAAUAUUCGUGGUCUUGUGCUAGAGAGUGCAUCCCUGAAGGUCUCUACGAGACUCGUCGAGAAGGCAAGAACCCAGGCUAUUAAGCGUGGUGAUCCCGAGAACGGUGUGCUGAAAAUCCGUGGCUACAAGCGGCGAAACCUGAUAGCAUCCACUGAGCUAGAGUCACGCCAGAGAGAGUUCAAUGCCAUGAGGGAGGUGCAGAAGGUCGCUGCACGGAACGACAAGGCACUCGCCCUUCUGAGAGCCACGACCGCUUUCCUGAUGUUGUGGUUCGUGGGCGCAGUGUGUCUCUGGGAAGCCGAGGCGUCGACUGGUGGCGAUAAUUGGACAUAUUUCGAGACCAUCUACUUCACAUACGUUGCCCAGAUAACCGUCGGCUAUGGUGACUUUCACCCGCAGACAAAUUCAACCAAGCCAGCUUUUGUUUUCUGGGCAUUGCUUGCUCUUCCAACCCUUACAGUGCUGAUUGGUGCUGUCGGAGACGCCGUCACAGAUGCUGUAAACUGGUUCAGCCUAUGGAUACCAAAGAUCGCUCCGAAGAUCACCUACCUGGCUCGAAAGAUCGCUCAACGACCUGCCAAAGUCCAGGAGUGUAUCAGAGAGGCCUCUGAGGACCAGACGACGACAAACGUGGGUGCGUUCCAAGACAUCGCAGAUAGCGAAAAAGGUGACAUGGGUUCGGACGACGCCGAGAAGAACGCUUUCGGCGAUAUGAGCUCGGGAUCUUCGAACAAAGCAUACCGCUCGUAUAUCAUAGCUCGAGCUGCUCAGAAGGUCAUGGAGCAUGUCGAUGAACGACCACCACGGAAGUACACCUACACAGAAUGGACGUGGCUUCUCAAAUUACUGGGCGAAGAUGAGGCAGACGAGUCAGGCCACCGCAGGGUCGGUCUGUCCACCGGCAAGGGAAUAGAAGUAGGACUUCCUCCACUUCAAGGCAAGCACCAGCAAUGGUCAUGGAUGGGACAAGAGUCGCCCUUGAUGGAUCUGAAGGAUGGCAGCGAGCCGAAAUGGGUACUGAAGAGGCUCUUGAAGGUAUUGGAGCACAAUGCGAAGAAGCAAGGUGAUGAGAGUGCUGGCAGUCGGACAAACCAAGGUUACGCAUCUCACCGAGACAGUGAUGCUGUGUUGCCCAUGCCUGGGAGAUUCCCGCGUGUUGGUACCAUCAAUGGAUCCGAGCCAUCAUCAGGCAAAGGGUAG
This is a messenger RNA of Recurvomyces mirabilis, 2220 nucleotides long. RefSeq lists its product as uncharacterized. Bases 1 to 2220 code for a protein of 739 amino acids. The record is from RefSeq and is a predicted model, not a curated record. Gene Ontology annotation, biological process: stabilization of membrane potential; potassium ion transmembrane transport. Gene Ontology annotation, molecular function: potassium ion leak channel activity; outward rectifier potassium channel activity. Gene Ontology annotation, cellular component: plasma membrane. The transcript has 4 exons. NCBI's taxonomy places the organism in Eukaryota, Fungi, Ascomycota, Dothideomycetes, Mycosphaerellales, Teratosphaeriaceae.